AUGAGCACGCCUGUCAUAGAGUCAAAUGAGGAACCAAAUCACACGAUUGAAAAGACUGAAAUUAAAGAAUUGAAAGCAUGGUUAGCCAAAUCUAAUUGUCAACACUUGUUACCAAAAUUCAUUGAUAAUGGAAUCACAACCGAACUCUUACCAGAGUUGGACUCGUUCAGUUUAAAAGAGAUUGGAAUUAACAAGUUAGGGGACCGGUUACGGUUGGAAAUUGCCAUAAAUGCAUUGAAAGUUGAGAAUUUGAAAAGCUAUAUUGAUAUCAAUGAGUUGUACAAACGAUUAAACUUGGUGAUGAAUACAGCAACACCGACUACCGGGAAUGAUAUUUAUAAUCUUAGCUCAACUAAUUUAGCAAGGUCCAACAGCGAUGCAACUUUACCACAAUUGAGUAGUCUUAAUUUGAACAGCUUGAAUAAUCAGGAAGUACCACUGCUGCAACUGCUGCGACUACAACUGCAGUUGCAAUUGCAACAGCCGCCAACUCCCAAUAAAGACUCCAAGAAGACAAUCACCUUCAUUCUACAAGAUGGAAGUACUAAGAGAGUCAAUAUCACUGGCUGUUUCAAUGCACAAGCCAUCAAACGAAAGAUUGCCAAGAAAUUGGGGUUCAAGUCCCAUCUGAACCAAUUCGAUACUUAUAUACAAUCACCUGACAAUGAAUUUAGAGACAAAGGGGUUCAUGGGGCCGAUUCGUCAGUGUUGCUCUUGUAUGACGUUGAAUUAGUGACUAUUUGCUACUCGCCAGACAGAAUGGAAAAGCACAGGAUCAUAUUGGUUCCCAAGGGCGAAACACCGACAAGAGCAGCCAUUAACGCGUCAGAAGCAAUCAUGAGUAAAUACGAAGGGACAAAUCUAGCACAUGAGCAGCGAAAAGGAGAUUCACUGUUAUUGAAUGAUCACGCAAGACCAAAUAUGAGAAACUUUUUUGGUCAAAGACCACCUAGUGAAUUGAUUUCUUCAAACUUGGCCGAGUAUUUCCCGGAUACGAAACAAAGGGAUUUGGAAAAGACGGUGAGGAAUUCAGUACGACACAGUGUUAGGCUAAGCAGACGGCUCAACUUGCCAGUGGGGACGUUUUCUUCCAGUUCGGUGGCAUUGAAUCCUCGAGCUUCAAUGAUGAGCAACUCUACUGGCUGGCUAUCCCAUCGAGCAUUGAGUAUUUCUUCUGGCGAACAAUCCGGCUUUGGUCUUGCUGGGAUACGAAGAGAGCAACUACCUCAUCGAACAGUUGGAGAUAUCAUGGUGCAUAAUAUAUCCGCUAUUGAUGAGGCAGUUGUGAACAGCGAUACAGCAAGCAUGUUUAGUAAACCUACAAGCCAAGUUCAAAACUACCGUCAUUAUUCGCCAGUAUUGGGAGGUAAUAAUGCAGUGGGGUCGCCUCCGAUGAACUCACAACUUUCAAAAGUACUGUCAUAUCAUCAAGACGCACAGUCCGUGGUUAGUAAUGUCAGUGCAAGUGCGCUACAUCGAAUAUCGUAUUUUCAUCCAGAGCUUGAAGCUGAGGAUGGUGAUUCUGAUGAAGUUGGACGCGCUGUUGAAAACCACAGACAUUCUACAAUACAAUUGUUAGACUCCACUGCGUCUGAUGAUGAGCUUGAAGAAAUUGACGACACUGCCAUUGGUGAUGAUUUAGCCACAACUGGUUUCGAUAGUGGAGUCCCUGACAAUUGGUUGAAGGGCGCUAAAAUUGGGUCCGGCAGUUUUGGAACUGUUUAUCUUGGCAUGAAUCCAUAUACUGGUGAAUUGAUGGCAGUGAAGCAAAUUCCUUUGCAUGGAAGUCCUAACAAAUUGAAGGACCAGAUACAGAAACUGUCACAAAGAGCAAAUGUGCCGGAUAACAAGGACAAGUAUCAACAUCGAGAAAGUGCAAUUUUUCGUAAAAAUAAGGGACUUGAACCUACUUCGAAGACUUCUACGCCCGGUUCGAACCAUUCACAACAGGACUUGAAUGCAGAUUACUUUGCGCCUCCACCAUUGCCACACAAGGAUCAAUCAACACCAACUCCAGUUCUGCAAAAGAUUGCUGAUCAAGAAAGAGAAAUGAUGUUGUUGAAAGAUUUGAAUCAUGAGAAUAUAGUGCGAUACUUUGGAAGUUCUUCUGAUGAAAAUUAUCUCAAUAUUUUCCUUGAGUAUGUUCCUGGAGGCUCCGUGCAAACAAUGUUGAAUUCUUAUGGGCCAUUUGAGGAGCCAUUGAUACGUAAUUUCAUUAGACAAGUCCUAAUUGGGUUGAAUUACCUUCAUGGAGAAGAUAUCAUUCAUCGUGAUAUCAAAGGAGCCAAUAUAUUGAUAGACAUAAAGGGGACCGUCAAGAUUGGUGAUUUUGGAAUUUCAAAAAAAGUCAGCACAAUUGAUGAAGAGGAUGAAAACUUGAAGAAAAACGGAAAGAGAGCAUCAUUACAAGGAUCAGUGUAUUGGAUGGCGCCAGAGGUUGUCAAACAAACCACGUAUACGAAAAAGGCUGACAUUUGGUCGGUUGGUAGUUUGAUUGUGGAAAUGUUCACUGGGAAACACCCGUAUCCCGAUCUAAGUCAAAUGCAGGCGUUGUUCAAAAUUGGUAAUCACAUACCACCAACAAUCCCAGAAUGGUGUACUGAAGAAGCAAGGAUCUUUUUGGAAAAGACGUUUGAAUUGCAUUACACUAGAAGACCACAUGCAAGUGAAUUGUUGAAUGAUACAUUCUUGAAUGCAUUGAUUAUGUCCAAGCAGUAG
This is a messenger RNA of Lodderomyces theae, 2718 nucleotides long. It is a transcript of the gene STE11, whose product is annotated as mitogen-activated protein kinase kinase kinase. The transcript has a single exon. Gene Ontology annotation, molecular function: ATP binding; protein binding; protein kinase activity. Bases 1 to 2718 code for a protein of 905 amino acids. NCBI's taxonomy places the organism in Eukaryota, Fungi, Ascomycota, Pichiomycetes, Serinales, Debaryomycetaceae. Gene Ontology annotation, biological process: protein phosphorylation. The record is from RefSeq and is a predicted model, not a curated record.